This is a messenger RNA of Neocloeon triangulifer, 4869 nucleotides long. RefSeq names its product nuclear factor 1 X-type (gene NfI). NCBI's taxonomy places the organism in Eukaryota, Metazoa, Arthropoda, Insecta, Ephemeroptera, Baetidae. Bases 271 to 2601 code for a protein of 776 amino acids. Gene Ontology annotation, biological process: regulation of transcription by RNA polymerase II. The transcript has 15 exons. Gene Ontology annotation, molecular function: DNA-binding transcription factor activity, RNA polymerase II-specific; RNA polymerase II cis-regulatory region sequence-specific DNA binding. Gene Ontology annotation, cellular component: nucleus. The record is from RefSeq and is a predicted model, not a curated record.
GUCGGCACCUCUGCACACCAACACACAAACACACACACUUUCCUUCCUCGCGCGCCAUGUUCAUUCCGGACAGUCUCCGCAGCUGCAUGGUGGAGCCUGACGUCUCGACAUAUCUCCAGGCGCCCUCCUCGGGACAGGAGGUGAAAAUCUAGUGGUGUGGCGAGUGGGUUUGAUUGCGAAACACUCGAAAAGUUGAUGAUAAACUCUAAAGUGUGGCUUGCUUGUCUUGUGCGGUAGAGAGCGUUUGAAAGAGUCGUUUUUGGCGCAGACAUGUUCGCCUCGAUGCACCCCCGAGUUAACAUGCUCACCCCUCCUGCACACCAGUGCCACAAGCAGGUGACCUACGAGGAUGAGUUUCAUCCAUUCAUUGAGGCUCUUCUGCCUUAUGUGAAGUCUUUCUCCUACACGUGGUUCAACCUGCAAGCUGCCAAACGCAAAUACUUCAAAAAACAUGAGAAACGCAUGUCACUCGAGGAGGAGAGGAGGUGCAAGGAAGAGUUGCAGAACGAGAAGAUUGAGGUGAAGCAGAAGUGGGCCUCUCGUCUGCUGGGCAAACUGCGCAAAGACAUAACCCAAGAAUGCCGAGAAGACUUUGUGCUCAGCAUCACAGGCAAAAAGCCCGCCAUGUGCGUCCUAUCCAACCCCGAUCAAAAGGGCAAAAUGAGAAGAAUCGACUGUCUACGUCAAGCUGACAAGGUGUGGCGUUUGGAUCUCGUUAUGGUGAUCUUGUUCAAGGCGAUCCCUUUGGAGAGCACGGACGGCGAGCGGCUCGAGAAAUCGCCCGACUGUGCUCACCCUGGCCUCUGCGUCAACCCUUACCACAUAAAUGUGUCCGUCCGUGAGUUAGAUCUCUACCUGGCCAACUUCAUCAACAGUCACGAAGUAAUUGGUGGCAUUUGUGAUAAUAACAACGAGAAAGAUGACGACAGAGGGAUCAAAGGCUAUUCACACAAUCCUUAUAACGGGGUGGUUUGUAACGAUAUCAUAUUAGCCACUGGAGUGUUCUCAUCUAAAGAACUGUGGAGACUUGCCAAAGCGUCAAUAAUGCAAGGGCCAAACGGAAUGCAGCCCCCUGUCAGUGCCAUCAAGCUGGAGAACCCUGGCGGCUACUACUGCAACAGUUACACACCUCCUGCUCCAGAUCACUCUUCAAUGCUGCCCACCGGCGCCUAUAGUCCUAUGUCACUUCCAAGAAGUUCCCAAAGUCCUGGCGAGCCCAGAAACAAACGUCUGAGAAGGCUGAGUUCCACCGAGGAGGAAAUGGAGUUGGGCGCCGCGGGGCCAGGUCGAGGUGCGGACAAAAGUUCGGCUCCUGAGGUCGCUUACUACGGACAGAGUCCCGCGUCCCUGUCCAGCCAAACCAGCUGGCAUUCGGACGUUGACCACGGCGCUUCCUCCUCAGUUCACUCGCCCCUGUCGGCGGCCAACAAGGUAAAUAAGCAGGAGCAGGGUGGCUUUCAGGGCGGCAACAACCCCUCCUCGUCCGCCUUUGGCAGGGCGAACCACCACCACCACAACUCUCCACCCCACCCCUCUAGUCACACCACGGCCCCCACCAACCCCCGCCAAGGCAUGCCCUCGCAGCACAGCUCGGUGGCGUCGAUAGCGUCUGCGAGCAUCGGAGGCGGAAGCUCUUCGAGCAGCUACUACCCCCAGACCUCCGCCUCCGAGCACCAAAGCUCACAGCACAGCCCCACAAAGUACCCUGAAAACGGCCAUGACACGCUGUCAGACUUUGUCACCUUUGUUUGCCAGGAAGCGGAAAACACACAGCAAGGAUCUCAGGCGGGCACAUCGCGGAGUCCUUCGAAACUGGCGCAGUAUUACCCUAGCUCGAUGCUGCCACCGCCCCCACCGCCUCCGAUGGCCCGACCUGUAGCCAUCAUUCGUUCGACAGGUACUGCUGUCCCCUUGGCAAUCAGCUAUUCCGACCGAGAGUUGUCUGUCGCCGCCUCCAACUCGCCGCCCGCCUCCUCCACACCACCCAUGGGGGACUCAUCGUCACCCCGCGAUGGCAGGGGCAGCGCCCUCAGUCCGUCUCCGCCGGCCUCGGCAGGGCCCCCCAUCAGCCAGGGUGAUUUGCCUCCACCACCUUCAUCCCGGUCGGUGGUCAGUGGCCCUUUUUGUGUGAGCAGAGACUACGCGUUUUCACACCUGCACCCACAAACUGGACAGUUGUUUACCUACCCAAGCUUGAGUCCUGUCGGAGCAAUGUCAGGUGUAAUUAGCCCGACCAACCUGAACCUUUUCUCAUCACCUGUGAGCAAUUCGCGGAAUUCGUCUAGAUCCACGUCAAUUCCUCGAUGGAACACGGGGCCCUUCAUCAGCCUCGAGGAGGACUACAUGAUGGCGCCUCUGAUGGGCCCUGGAAACAGCGCCGUCGAAGCCAUGGAUGACGAGCGCUACUUCAGUCCAGUGGUGCAGCAGGCCGGGGGCGGCGACCCGAUCGACGCCUCCGAUCACGCCCCCACGGACGGUUCGCCGCCGCACGAGGCGUCGGCGGUGACGGCGGCGGCGGCCGGCGUCGCUGCCAUCACCGUGGUGGCGCCCGACAAGGGGGCCGGCGGCGCCACGGCGCCGCAACAGUCGUCGACCGCCUGACCGCCGCUCCGUUUCUUCCGAGACGCAGAAUCGUUUGCUGUUAACUGAGAAUGCUGUUGUUCAAGUUUUUUGCUCAAUCGAAUAUUUUGUUUGCGGUGCCACUGCAGCCCCUGUACUUUUCAUUGUUAGAAAAAAUACGAUUUUUUUGUUUUCAAAAUCGGGAGUUUGAAGUAUUACGUACGAUUUGUGUGCUGCAGAUUUACCAUUGUCAGUGUAAAUAAGGUAAUUAUAAUGCCGUCAAUAUUGCAAGAAAACUCUGUAAUUCAAUUAUCGCAGAAAAGCCAAUAAGAAAAUUCAGGUGAUACGUCAGUCUAUAGCAAAAUCACACACUUUCUGUGUAGGAGAAUUGCUGAUUUUAAAUUUUUUUUGUCAUGUUUCAAACCAAUUACAUUCAUCUUGGUUUAAAGUUUGAAAAUUCCAGGAGAAUUUAAAUUGAUUAAUUGGGCGGAUUUCUCUCUUUAAAUCGCAUUAUUAAUCAUUCAUCUCCCUGGCUAUUAACUUAAAAGAAUUGAUUUAGAUCAAUUUAAUCACUUAAAAACUUCAAUAUUUUUAAUUGGCAAAUACUUUGUGAGCGAAUAUAUUAGUCAAAACAAAUUUUGCACGAUUGGAUUUUUUGAACAGAAUGUGAUAACGCUUCUAGUUUUAACUAGUUUUUCAGGUAGUCCCGUUGAAGAACUUUUUUGAUAUUGAAAUAAGUAUUGAAAAUCUAGAGCGAUACACACACAAAUUAUGGAGUCGCCCGCAACAAACCGUUCUCUGCUGCUAGUUAGCGUAAAAGUUAUACUUUUCUGGUGUAAAUAAUUGUUAGUUCAAUACAACGCAACCUAUAAAAGGCCUAUUUACAUUACACGUGCUGGGAAAAGGAGAAGGAUAAUUAGAGUGGAUAAAUCUAGGAAAAAUUCUAGUGCCAUAUUUAAAACAUAAAGUAAACGCGAGAGAGGAAAUUCGUAGGUGAUUAGCUAGACUAUAAUUAAAAGUAAUAAAUUAUGACAUGACAAAUUUUAUAUAAGUAAAAGAUACAAUACAACGAUUCUCCAUUAAGUAAGAAGCUCAACAAAGUGCUAUUUUGCAAUAUACACUCGUUGUGAGGGAAAACAGUUUUAGUGCGCUGAUUACUUAAAAGUGUUUAAUUACGAAACGGGCUGUAUCAAAUUAGCUGAGAGAAAAAACUAGCGUUUAGCGAUUCAAUUAAAGCAUAGCCAGUACUUAACAAAUUUAGCGAGUUUGAAAGAUAAAAUUUAAUUAGACAGAUUUUCAAACGCACAGGGCCUUUUAAAAUAAAGAAGAAAAAAUUCAAAAUUGUGUUCCUUUGGUAAAAGAUGAAAAUGAAAAGUGCCCUAUUGAGAAACGCGAACACGUGUCUCAAAUUUUGGUUGCAGUCACGAUAAAAUUACCUUAGAUGCCUUGCAACGUGGGAAAAUUCGAUUAGUAUUGCAGCAAUAAAAAAACACUCAAUACUCAAAAUGCAGCGAUCGUGUUUGUGAUGCAUGUAGGCAUAUAUAUAUUGUUCGGGAAAAAAUUCAAUACUCAUGUAGGCCGUAGCGAGAAAAGUAUAAUUCAUCGUAGUGCAUUAGCAAAUAUGUGAUCACAAAGUUGGAUCGGCACUUUAAACCAAAGAUGUACUUGGAAGAAAAUUUUCGUUCUGCGACUUUUGACGUUUUAUCGUUUCGAAUUUUAAUUAAUUUGCGUGUGAACUUUAGAGUUAGCGUGUUCUUUUCUGUUGUAAGGAAGAUAAUAAACGAGAGAUUAACUUAUUUUAUUUGCAAAGGUACAAAUCUGUCAAAUUAUAAAAAGAGUGCUGUAGAUUGAGAAAAAAAAAUGACGAAGAAAGAAUCAAAAUGAUGUACACCGUAUAUAAUAAUAAAAAGUAACUACUGCGCUAUUACCAUUACUAAUAUUAGGGGUCCAUUGUUAAAAAAGGGAUAAAAACCAGUUUGUAUUAAAAUUAAAUAUUCAUCCUCGAUUGGACGCUACUGAAAUAAAACAUCUUAAAGUCAGAGGUGGACAAAAUUUUUGAUAAAAAGAAAAAAAAUUAUAAUCGUAGUGAGGGCGUGCAAACAAGAUUAGCCAUGUAAGUUAAACUAUUAUUAAAUUUGGAUUCUGCGCUGUUAUAUUGUUGCUGAAGAAAAAGUGUAUUCGGAGAAUAUUGUUGUGAACUUUUUCAAUACACUUAAGCUGCUGAGAGAAUUUGCAGAAAGUGGUGCCAAAUAUAUUUAAAUGUUAUUUAAAGCUGCAUCUGAACGCACACGUACUUUGUAUUUUUUUUUU